AUGAGAUUGAUAACCUUUCCAGGUCAGGGGACCCCAAUAUCGGUUCCUAUCCUAAAAUCAAUAAUCGGAGCUAAAUCAAAAGAAUUUGGGAAAAUAUUAAGUCGAAAUGGUCCAAAGACAAAUGAUCUUCUCCAAUUUAUAUAUAGACAUCCUUCAAGUCCCGGUAGUAUAGCAGUUUGUUCAAAUUUAUUUUAUCAAUUAUAUGAUAUACAAUUAAAUGAAGCUUACAAAGAUUUACAAUAUACUAAUGAAAUGAAAAAAUCUAAUCAAGAUUUAAUAUUAUUAGGUCAUUCAUUGGGCGAACUAACAUGUUUAAGUAUCAAUCAACUAUUUUCCAUUAGAGAUCUUUUCAAUAUUGCAAAUUAUCGUAAUGAAUUAAUGGUUAAAUAUACAGAAAAAUAUCUUGUUGCACAUAAGAUGAAUCAUUCUACAAAAUUCGAAAUGUGGGCGUUAUCAUCUCCAAGAGCAGAUGAUUUACCACAACAAGUUUUAUCCUUAAUAAAUAACAUAAGGAGUACAGCACCAACAAUCUAUAUUGCUAAUGUUAAUUCCAUAAAACAAUGUGUUGUAACAGGUUUAGUGGAGGAUCUUGAAAAAUUGAGAAUAGAAUCACAAACUAAAUUUCCACGACUGCGUGUGACAGAAUUAACUAAUCCAAAUAAUGUUGCAUUUCAUAAUAGUACUGUAUUGAGACCCAUUCAAGAACCCUUAUAUGAUUAUAUUUGGGAUAUAUUAAAAUUAAAUCAAAAUCAUACCGCUACGAAAUUAGAUUAUCCAAUUAUUGGGAACUUAGAUGGUAGAAUAUCCACUUUUGUUCAUCAUGCAAUUGAAAGAUUUGUCAGAUGUAGUAGUAGUACAGUGAAAUUCACAGAAUGUUAUGAUACAAUUAACGAAGUUUUAGAGAUUAAGGAUGGGGCAGUUAAUAUGGGACCCAGUAAUGUAAUUCAUAAUUUGAUUAAGAGGAAUUGUACUUUAGAUUGUUCUGAAUUUUCUUCUUUAGAAACUGUAAAUAAAUUCCAAGAGACGGAACUUCAAAGGUUAAAAGGAAUUAAGGAUACACUGGCCAAGGAAAGCGCUGAUAAUCAAAUAUGA
This is a messenger RNA of Maudiozyma saulgeensis, 1092 nucleotides long. Lineage: Eukaryota; Fungi; Ascomycota; Saccharomycetes; Saccharomycetales; Saccharomycetaceae. The record is from the annotation of a GenBank genome assembly.